Molecule: messenger RNA, 2060 nt
Organism: Xylona heveae TC161
Lineage: Eukaryota; Fungi; Ascomycota; Xylonomycetes; Xylonales; Xylonaceae
Product: Ppx-GppA-domain-containing protein
Exons: 3
Coding region: 80-1786 (568 amino acids)
Biological process (GO): regulation of transcription by RNA polymerase II
Source: RefSeq, a predicted model, not a curated record
CAACACCAGAGUGGUCACUACAUGUUCAAUCGUAAGCCUUGAACUGAAACGUUGUUGAGCUCAAGCAAGUUCCGGCACCAUGGCUACUACCGAACAACCUGGAUACAGAGCCCUCGUGGACAUGGGAAGUAAUGGGAUUCGAUUCUCAAUCUCCGACCUCUCCCCUCCCACAGCACGGAUCCUUCCCACAGUCUUUCAAGACCGCGUAGGAAUUUCCCUCUAUGACGCCCAGUACGGGAGUGGAAGCAAAGCGCCAAUUCCAGAGUCAACAAUCUCCGAAGUUGUCUCCUCUCUGCGGCACUUCAAAACAACAUGCGACGACUUUGGCGUCGCGGACAACAAUGUGCGGGUGCUAGCAACAGAAGCAACUCGCGAAGCCAUUAAUUCGGUAGAUUUUCGCCAACGCAUCAAAUCCUCCACAGGAUGGGAAGUCGAAAUGCUGUCAAAAGAAGAUGAAGGGCGUGUCGGCGCUAUGGGUAUCGCGAGUAGCUUUUCCUCCGUCAAGGGUCUGGUGAUGGACCUUGGCGGAGGCAGUACGCAGCUUACCUGGAUGGUCGCAGAGAAUGGACAGGUUCAAACCGCUUCUAGAGGUGCUGUCAGCCUGCCCUAUGGUGCUGCAGCCAUGACUCGGCGGUUGGACGAAGCAUCAUCAGCGAAGCACUCUAAGAAGGAAAUCGCUGCACUUAAGGAUGAAAUGCGCACUCGGUUACGUGAUGCGUACCAGUCUCUCGACGUGCCCUACGCUCUCCGUCAUGAAGCGGAGAACCACGGUGGCUUCACGCUGUACCUCUCCGGUGGCGGCUUUCGCGGCUGGGGUUAUCUUCUGAUGAGCCAGCACCAUAUCGAUCCUUACCCAAUCCCCAUUAUCAAUGGAUUUCAAGUUGAGCGCAGCGAGUUUCUCAAGACUGUCCAGGUGCAAGCCCUCGCGGAAGAUGAUGAUGUUGAUGUAUUCCGGGUCUCAAGCCGGCGAGCGAGCCAAGUCCCUGCAGUGGCAUUUCUAAUCACAGUGCUGGCAGAAGUCCUUCCCGAAAUUAAGGAAGUCCGAUUCUGCCAAGGCGGUGUACGAGAGGGAGCGCUAUAUACCUCUCUGCCGGCCGAAGUGCGCGCUCAACCCCCUCUGAAGACAGCAACGCUGACUUCAGCACCUCGAUCCGCUCCUGGCCUUGCACGGGUACUACAAGACGCAAUCCCGCCUUCGUCAACCGUCUCGGCGAUCUCCAAAGAAUACACACCAGAUCUUCUCGACGCCUUCGUCAAUCUCGUCUACGUUCACUAUUCGCUGCCAAAGGAAUCGCGGGCUGCGGCUGCACUGCGAUGUACAACUACAGGCCUUCUCGCUGGUGUCCACGGCGUUAGUCAUCAUGAUCGGGCGAUCUUGUCGUUGCUCCUGUGCGAGCGCUGGGGCGGAGAAGCAAGUUUGAGUCGCACAGAUACUCCGUUCUUCUCACGUCUGCAAGCAAUAGUUGGACACGAAGCUGCAUGGUGGGCCCGGUAUCUUGGUCGCGUCGCAGCGAUCCUGGCGGAUACGUAUCCAGCGGGCUAUAUUCCCAAUGCUGAUUUGGAUGGUUCUCAGCCACCACGGAUAGCUUUUUCUGCCGCCUGGCGACAUGACCUUGGUAAGAAAGCGCGCGAUAUGGGCGUCGAGCUGACGGUGCAUGUGCCCAACAGCAAUGAGUCGCUCAAGAAAAGCGUGGAACGUGUUGAGAAAGUAGGCAAGAAGAAGAACUGGGUUGGUGAACCGGCCUGGGGACUACGCGUCGAAGCCAAUUUGCAGGUUGGCCGGUAAUUAAGCGGCAAUGCAUAACUCGAAUGGGGAGAUAAGGCGAUGAUCCAUAUAGGCUGUUGGACAUCUCUAAGACUUUUGCCUACGCAACUUGAUCUCGGGGAAGCAUCGUCAUGUGUUUGCUUAUAUAGUUGCUUCGACGAGAAGGUGUAUAUGGCAAGGACUGGAGUUCGUUGGCUUCUUCACAAGGACUACGGAAAACACCCUUUCAAUCAAUGAGGUACUGUAAUGCAUCUUGAUCACGCGGAUUGACCCAGUGAUCAUCUACAUCCCUCAU